Verruconis gallopava is the source of this 945-nucleotide messenger RNA. RefSeq lists its product as uncharacterized. NCBI's taxonomy places the organism in Eukaryota, Fungi, Ascomycota, Dothideomycetes, Venturiales, Sympoventuriaceae. The coding region runs from base 1 to 663 and encodes 220 amino acids. The record is from RefSeq and is a predicted model, not a curated record. The transcript is spliced from 17 exons.
AUGAAGUUCCUCAGCAUCGCCACCGUUGCCUCCAUCCUCUCCACCGUCUCCGCUCUCCCCGUAGCCGAGGCCGACCCACUAUUCGCACGCGUUGAUCGUAGGGACCCUCUGUUUGCUCGUGUGGAUCGUCGUGAUCCUUUGUUUGCUCGUGUCGACCGCCGAGACCCUCUCUUUGCACGGGUAGACAAGCGUGAGGCCGAUCCACUCUUCGCAAGAGUAGACAAACGCGAGGCCGACCCACUCUUCGCAAGAGUAGACAAGCGUGAGGCCGAGGCCGACCCACUCUUCGCUCGAGUAGACAAGCGCGAGGCCGACCCAUUAUUCGCAAGGGUAGACAAGCGCGAGGCCGAAGCCGAUCCUCUUUUUGCCAGGGUUGACAAACGCGAGGCCGAUCCACUUUUCGCUCGUGUGGAUAAGCGUGAUCCUCUCUUCGCCAGAGUGGACAAGCGAUCCCCAGAGCCGGAGCCAGAGCCACUUUUCGCUCGAGUUGACAAGAGAGAUCCUCUCUUUGCUCGUGUCGACAAGAGAGACCCUCUUUUCGCUCGCGUUGACAAGAGAGACCCUCUCUUCGCUCGCGUUGACAAGCGCGAUCCCCUCUUUGCUCGUGUCGACAAGCGAUCUCCUGAGCCAGAGCCAGAGCCGCUCUUUGCUCGUGUUGACUAAAAGAAGGCGAAUGUCAUCAAAUUGGAUGAUUACAGCGGAAUUAGACCGUUAUGAAGCCGGUAAUGGCCAGAAUAUAUGAUAGCACCGACAGAAGGCGUUGUGCUUGGGGAUUGUGUUGGUAGUUGGCUAUGUGAUGCUUGAAAUGAGGAUGCUGUGACUAUGGGCAUUGACGGGGAAUGGAUCGGCCCUCUUCGAUGCAGGGGGAUGGUUAUACUUACACUCUUUGGGAUAUUUAAAGGAUAUUUUUUCUUAGCGUGAUGAAUACUAUGGUGUUUCCUUAGA